UUAUUUUUGAUUAUUUAUUUUUUAUUAAGUCCAUUGAAGCCUUUUUUAUAUAUUUUAGCCGUUAAGUUAAUAGUUUAAAAUGCAUAGAAUUUAUAAAACAACCGGCACAUUUCAGGCGGCUUCUAAUAACUAUAAGAAUAAAUGUUUUGCGACGAAAGCUAAGCGUGAACAAGAUGCAAAUUAUCAAUUUCUACAACAAAGUAGCGUUCCUACCAUGCAUUUCCAGAAAUCAUUGCCACGAUUGCCUAUACCAGAGUUAUCUAAAACAGGAGAGAGAUAUUUGAAUGCAUUGAGACCUUUACUAACAUCAGAACAAUACUCGAAUGCAGAAAAACGAACAAAUGAAUUUUUAAUGGGCCAAGGGAAAGAUUUACAAAUGAAAUUAAUUGCUAAAGAUAAGGCUCAUAAACAUACAAGCUAUAUAUCAGACUAUUGGUUUGAUCUUUAUUUACGGGACCGUGCACCUUUACCCAUAAAUUACAAUCCGUUAAUAGUGUUUCAAAAUGACACUAGACCGGAAUAUAAUAACCAAUUGGUUCGUGCGACCAACAUUUUAGUCUCGGCUUCAAGGUUCAUGUUAUCGUUGAGAGAGAGUAAGUUGGAACCUGAAGUAUUUCACUUACAGCCAAAGAAAAGUGAUACACAACUAUUUAGAACCGUAACAGGACUUUUACCAGAGAGUUUGUCAUGGUAUGGAGCCUUUUUAUUUAAAGCAUAUCCACUAGACAUGAGUCAAUUUACUGGUUUGUUCAAUGCCACUCGUAUCCCACAAAUGAAUAAGGAUAAAAUAUUCAGAGACCAAAGUAGCAAACAUGUUGUUAUCCAAAGAAACGGCCACUUUUAUAUAUUUGAUGUACUUGAUUCUGAUGGAAAUUUGCUGUCACCCCAAGAAAUACUGGGAAACAUGAGUCAGAUAAUUAAUGAUGCUACGGCAAAAGCUGAUCAUCCGUUAGGUAUCCUGACGUGUCAGAAUAGAAAUGAAUGGGCCAAACAAAGAUUGCAUUUAGAAGAAACUGGUAAUGCUGAGGCGUUAAGGAAAAUUGAUUCAGCUAUUUUCAAUCUAGUUUUAGAUGAUGAAUCCAUUAAUGAUGACAAGCAUAAAAUUCUGAAAAUAUUUCUUCAUGGUGAUGGUGACAAUAGGUGGUUUGACAAAUCCUUUAGUUUAAUUGUUACCAAGGAUGGUGUAUCUGGAAUUAACUUUGAACACUCAUGGGGUGAUGGUGUGGCCGUAUUACGGUUCUUCCAAGAUGUAUACAAAGAGACAACAAGAAAGCCAUUUAUACAACCGGACACUAAGCCCUCUACUAACCAAAUAACAGUCAAAAAAUUAGAAUUUAACUUGGAUGGAAAAUCGAAAGAAUUCGUAAAAAAUGCACAAAAGGAAUAUAGUGACUGGUGUCAGUCAUUAAGCAUUGAUUAUAUAUUAUAUGAAGGUCUGAAUAAGGAAGCUUGCAAGAAGUUUAAAGUCAGUCCUGAUUGUAUUAUGCAGUUGGGAUUUCAGGCUGCAUAUCACCUACUGCAUGGCAAAUAUGUGGGUACAUAUGAAUCUUGCAGCACAUCAGCUUUUAAGCAUGGUCGAACCGAAACCAUGCGGCCAUGCACUGAUAAAACUAAGGCUUUCUGUGACAACCUCCACUCAAACAAAUCUUCAAAGCAAGACCUGCGCACAUUAAUGGCGGAAUGCUCCUCAUACCACACGCAAUUAGUGAAAGAAGCAGCUAUGGGACAAGGUUUUGAUCGUCAUUUAUUCGCAAUGAUGAAAAUAGCGGAAGACAAUAAUAUGUCUCGACCAGAACUAUAUGACUCUUAUGAAUAUAAGUAUUUGAAUAAGUCCAUUCUCAGUACGAGUACUCUGUCAUCGCCGAAUGUACUGGCCGGUGGAUUUGGACCGGUUGCUAAGGAAGGCUUUGGUAUUGGGUAUUCAGCAUUUGCUGAUAAAUUAGGCGCUGCAAUAGCCAGUUAUAAGUCACACAAUGACAGCACUCAAUUUGUUGAAGCAUUGCAAAAGUCAUUUGAGGACAUUACAGAAGUUUUAUCAUUGUAAAUAAGUACAUACUGUUUUUAUGUUUAUUUUUUAUUUUUAUAGAAAAACAUUUAUCUGUUUGUUAGGUGUGGUUUUGGAUGGGUUAUAUUAGGUAAUAAUUAUACAGAAUCAAAGAGCUUAACAUGAUAAAAUAUUAUAUUAUUUACUCAUAA
Molecule: messenger RNA, 2196 nt
Organism: Colias croceus (clouded yellow)
Lineage: Eukaryota; Metazoa; Arthropoda; Insecta; Lepidoptera; Pieridae
Gene: CPT2
Product: carnitine O-palmitoyltransferase 2, mitochondrial
Exons: 8
Coding region: 80-2044 (654 amino acids)
Biological process (GO): fatty acid beta-oxidation
Cellular component (GO): mitochondrion
Molecular function (GO): carnitine O-palmitoyltransferase activity
Source: RefSeq, a predicted model, not a curated record